Messenger RNA from Phyllostomus discolor (pale spear-nosed bat), 4962 nucleotides. RefSeq names its product ankyrin repeat and SOCS box containing 7 (gene ASB7). NCBI's taxonomy places the organism in Eukaryota, Metazoa, Chordata, Mammalia, Chiroptera, Phyllostomidae. Gene Ontology annotation, molecular function: protein binding. Gene Ontology annotation, biological process: intracellular signal transduction. The record is from RefSeq and is a predicted model, not a curated record. The transcript has 6 exons. The coding region runs from base 736 to 1692 and encodes 318 amino acids.
AGUGACCCCAAAGUGCUGGAGGGAGGGGGCGGGGGUGGCCCAGUGCAAAGUGCAUCCAGAAAACCCCCUAUCUAGAGCCCCCGAGGCUGGCACUUAGGACCCUGUGCGACCCGGGACCUUGCUGCCCCGAGACCUCCCGCGUUUCCCUCGUAGCCGGGAGCCUCCGGCCCGGAGCGCGGUAGCCCCCUGCUCGGAGCCCUCAGACCGGGACUCUCCGCCCCCCCACCCCCCGCCAUCCCCAGCCGGGACUUCCUCCCUGCACCCCUGCCCCGAGGCUGCCCCGCGGCCAGGACCGCCGCCCCGCGUCAGCUCGGCUGUGUGGAUGCUCGCCGGGCUGGGGCCGUGAGGCACCGAGGAGGCUCAGGAACACCCGUGUCCGGCCCUGCCUGGGGUGUUUCUUCAAUGGAGAAGUUGGUGAGUGUGGAAGAGGCUGAAAGGAGGAAGAGAAGCAGCAGCUGAGGAGACAGGUUCGAGUUGGCUAGGGGAGCCUAGAGGAGCAGGAAGCGGCCUGCCCACCCGCCGAAGUAGCAGAGAGAACCUCUCACUAGCAUCCUCUGUGAAGGUUAAGAAAGCUGGUCCACGCCAUCGUCUGGACACACUCGGAGUCCUCUCCCCACGAUGCUGUAUGUGCACAAUGGUCAUUAGGCAGUCCACCUAUCAGGAAGAGGGACAUUCCAACGGAAGGCUGAUCCCCGUGACCUGAUGACGCAUCUGUGAGAGGCGGACUCAGCUAGGAUGUUACACCACCAUUGCCGUAGGAACCCUGAGCUGCAGGAGGAGUUGCAGAUUCAGGCCGCGGUGGCUGCUGGCGAUGUGCACACCGUCCGUAAGAUGCUAGAGCAGGGAUACUCGCCCAAUGGCCGGGACGCCAACGGCUGGACUCUGCUCCACUUCUCGGCGGCGAGAGGAAAGGAGAGAUGUGUCCGCGUGUUUCUAGAGCACGGAGCCGACCCCACGGUGAAGGACCUCAUCGGAGGCUUCACCGCUCUGCAUUACGCAGCCAUGCACGGCCGGGCCCGGAUCGCGCGCCUGAUGCUCGAGUCCGAGUACCGGAGUGACAUCAUCAACGCCAAGAGCAAUGACGGUUGGACACCCCUGCACGUGGCCGCGCACUACGGCAGGGACUCCUUCGUCCGGCUCCUGCUGGAGUUCAAGGCCGAGGUCGACCCGCUCAGCGACAAAGGCACGACGCCGCUCCAGCUCGCCAUCAUCCGGGAGAGGUCGAGCUGCGUGAAGAUCCUCCUGGACCACAACGCCAACAUUGACAUCCAGAACGGGUUUCUGCUGCGCUACGCCGUGAUCAAGAGCAACCACUCGUACUGCCGGAUGUUCCUGCAGAGAGGCGCAGACACGAACUUGGGGCGCCUGGAGGACGGACAGACGCCCUUGCACCUGUCCGCGCUUCGGGACGACGUGCUCUGUGCGCGGAUGUUGUAUAAUUACGGCGCAGACACGAACACGAGGAACUAUGAGGGGCAGACCCCACUGGCCGUCUCACUGAGCAUUUCUGGGAGCGGCCGACCGUGCCUGGAUUUCUUGCAGGAAGUCACAAGGCAGCCCCGAAACUUGCAGGACCUGUGCCGAAUUAAAAUUCGACAAUGUAUAGGCCUUCAAAACCUAAAGCUACUUGAUGAACUACCGAUUGCCAAGGUCAUAAAAGACUACUUAAAACACAAAUUUGAUGAUAUCUGAUAGACACAGAACUGUGAGCAAGAUUAGGAGUUAUAUUCCAGAUACUUUAAAAGGCUUUUCGCCUUGCACAAAGUAUAUCCUAUGCAAUUUCUGAUUUGCUGCGAAGUCAGAAAGCAGGUAUACACUUUUAGGUUUAUUUUUGUUUGGUUGGUUGGUUGGUUUUCAUUGUAGGGGAUGGUUAUUUUAUAUAUAUAUAUAAACACACCACAUGCUUGAAGGUCUUAAUUUGGUUCCUUGGUCCAGGUUGAAGAGGUCCAAGCUUUCUAGACAAUGUGGCAUUUACAAAAGUUGUUUUUCCGAAGGGACACAAGCAGGUCAGGAGUGGAGAAUUUUCCCUUUUCCAAUGUGUGGUUUCACUGGUGUGCACAUGACUACAAACCAGCAGAGCACCUGGGAAGGGGGGGGUCCCAGCUUCCCCAUGGGGGGGGUCCCAGUUUCCCCCCAAGGGGUCCCGGUGCUCCUGCAAAGUGUCCUCAGACCUACUUGCAGGACCGCUGUCACCGCAUUCCUUUCUCAUGAAAACAAAUUGGCUGCUUCAAACUGUUCUGUCCCGACGACUGUGGCUUCCGGGCGACAGAAAUUCCGGUACCUCUGUUUUCCCGAUGGUGUGCUCUCGUUUUUAACUUAUUUUUUUAACAACUGUUAGUACACUACUCAGAGACGCCGGGCCUCAACUUCUGUCUCUAGAUGAAUAGUGCUUUAAAAAAAAAACAAACUAACGAGAAAGAAAAUAACUUUCUAAAGCCACUGUAUUCUGGUUCUAAGACACCUCCAGUGCAAUACUCCUCCUGGCGUGUUUUACCCACUCUUUCACCUGACGUUCCCCAUUCCACAGCCGGCUCUGACAUGCCCAUGGGGACAGGAACGGCCGCUCCAGUUUUUGUGGCAGAAGCAGAGUCUGUCCAGCUUCCUUUUUAAGCUUCACCCUCCAUUCUACGUUAGGCAGAAAAUUUCAGGUCCCAAUGGUAGAGCGUUCCCUAAAAAAAAAAAAAAACCCCAAUAUUGUUAAACCAUUUGGCUUCAUGGUUACUACAGCAUUUGGGGCGGUUUCAUGGUGUUUUUGUUCUUCCCAGUUAGGAAAGAUCUCUUAAGAGAGGAAACUUUCUAACAGGCGCACAAUUUGCAGGCCUGGUUCAUUUCCCAGCAUGCAAAUGAAAGGCUUCCUGUCUGCUACAAGGGCGUGCUUACGCGGGGAAGCUGUCGGGCACAGCUACGUGUUGCAUUCAUGGGGCAGCAGCUGCUGGCCAUGCAGAACCAGCUGUGGCCACAUGUCCAUCCCCGUGGAAGAGCUCCCAGAAGCAGUCAGGGAUGUGCGAGGUGCCCUUGGACGUAGGUUCUGCACUUGACCUUGUCCCAUCAUAGUCGGUUUCCAAACCACCUUCUCAGCUAUCCCAGUGCCGUUCUGCGCGCUUUGGGAAAUUUCAAAACGGUUCCACACUAGUCAUAAAUGUCUCAUCACAAGUUUACACGAUGCAGGGCUUCUCUUGUCUGCAUUUCUAGUUUCACGUCCUCGAGUCCGAAAUGGUGCCACCCGAAAAGCGUAACAGCAGAAUCGGAGGCCGGCGCUAGUUCACCCUCUCUCCAGGGCCUGCAGGGAUAUUUCAAGAAGCCCCGGGUUUAUUCCCUUGGACCUCAGAGUAGCUGUAGCAGCCGAGCGUCUGGUCUGCUUGUCCCAGCAGCGCGCACGGCUCCAAGGGAACGGCCAGCUGCAGAGAAAGGGUGGUUUUGGCUGGUGAGAUUCACAGCCUCUUCUGCAGGGGGGGCCAGUGAGCCCUCGGCCAGCUUUGUGACCCUCCCACCAUUCUAACAGCAGCCUGGUGGCUAGAAACAGGCGGUCUGUUCUUCUCUCCAUAAAACGAUCUCCAAAAGAUUAAUUUCCGAGAAAGAGAGAGUCCCUUGUGAAACUGGGAGCUGAGCUGGGGUCUGAUUCUUGAAACCAACACCCGGGUCAAGGCUCAGACUCAUCAGCAGCACCCAGGACAGGGCACAGCCAGAAGGGAAUUGAGCGUCACUUCUCCCCGACACCCCGGGGGGACAAAGACGCGGGAGGGCGCCCAGGGCACACUGAGCAGGGAUGUCCAUGUCAUGUUUGCACGCGGGUGCUUUCCUUGUGUGUGUUAAUCAGUUGGUUUAAAAUCAUUUUUCUCUCCCCCCCGCCUCCCGCCACGAUUUGAAGGUUUCCAAACUAAGCCACUAGACUUUGAGUCAGGAAAUUCCAAGUAAAAAGAUCAGAUUAAGGUAAAUUCUUCAUUCUGUGUUGCUGCUGCAAGUUCAGAAACGGAAAAAAAAAAAUUAUGAGCGCUCUUCCUGGAAUUGAAAUUUCUAUUUAAUGAAGAAGUGUAUAAUUCCAUUAUUUAUUGUUUGAGGUUUGAUUUAUCUGGAAGCGUAAAAAGAAUGUUUUAUUUUUGCUAUUAAUAAAAAUCCCAAUCACAUACCGUAUUAAACAGUAACAGAGAUGUCUCCAAGUUGGUGAUCUGGGGACUUAGGGGGUAAGCGUGCAGGUCUGCAUUUGAAUUCGAUGGUCAGAGAAGCAAAAGGAGUAGAGAAAACACGUUUUUAGAAAAAUCAACUGAUUGGCUUUUCCAGAAUCCUGACUGACAUGUUCCGAAUGGCAUCAAAUUUGUCCCUGAUUCUUCAUGUUUCGUUCGCGAUUUAUUUUUUUUAAGCCUCUGACUAAACCUUUAUAAAAACAUAUAUUUGGCAAGUACACCAAAGAAACCAGCUCAUAAAAAAGAUUUUGGUCAUUCACGAACUGCAAACCUCAUCUCUGGAAACCGAGAUAUUUUUUUUUUCCCGUGUAAAUAUUUGUGUUCAUAAGUGUACAGCAGAGCGAGGGUGUUUUUUAGAUUAUUUAAUUCCCAUUUUUCUAAACGAUUUACUACAGAAUAAUCCGCGCUUGUUGGUUUGGAGGACUCAGCCGUUUUGUCCUUUAAUACGUUAUCAGUCGUGCCGGGAACAGCGUUUGCACUAUAGAGAACCCAGUGCUCUGGUCCUCGCCAGAGCGCGCGUACGGCCCACGAGGGAGCCAGCGUGAUUUGCCAGGCGCACGCCCGCCCUAAGCGACAGGAGUGUGUAGUUUGAAUGACGAGAGAGGACCAUAUGGAAAAUCGAGAUUCUAGCUUCCCUGCCGAAUUGCUCAGUAGCCCAGAAUGUGAUUGGGAUGAGGCCCUUUGCCCCCAAAUUUAGCUUUCAUGUAACUCCGAGUGUGUUCUAUCAUAAUGUAUUUUGUUCUUCCUUUGUAAUGUAAGUUUUGCUUUGGGUCAGUUUGAA